This is a messenger RNA of Nicrophorus vespilloides, 1098 nucleotides long. RefSeq names its product 15-hydroxyprostaglandin dehydrogenase [NAD(+)]-like. The coding region runs from base 67 to 852 and encodes 261 amino acids. The transcript is spliced from 5 exons. The record is from RefSeq and is a predicted model, not a curated record. NCBI's taxonomy places the organism in Eukaryota, Metazoa, Arthropoda, Insecta, Coleoptera, Silphidae. Gene Ontology annotation, cellular component: cytoplasm. Gene Ontology annotation, molecular function: oxidoreductase activity, acting on the CH-OH group of donors, NAD or NADP as acceptor.
GUGUAUAUAUGUAUAUGAAAGAAUGCCGCAACAAGUCAUUCGUUACUCGACUUUUUAGCAGAAAAGAUGUUCGACGUGAGGGAAACUGUUGCGAUUGUGACCGGCGCUUUAGGCGGCAUCGGUCGAGAACUUGUUAAAAGUUUGCUCAAGAGGAACGCCAGGGGCGUCGUACUUCUGGAUAUCGUAGAUGAAAACGAAGAAUUCUUGAAAUCUCUGGACGUGGAAUUCGGUGGAAAUAAAACGUUAUAUUUGAAAGUGGACGUAUCGGAUGCGAAGAGCGUCGAAGAUGCGUUCAAGAAAACCAUCGAUCGUUUCGGCAAUCUGGACAUCGUCGUCAACAACGCCGGCGUCUUGAAGCAAGAUGACAUCGAUGCAACAGUUCAAAUCAAUUUGCUGGCCACCAUUCGUAUUUCGAAUUUGGCGUUUUUCAAUUAUCUGCCAAAGUACAAGAGCGGAUCGGAAGGUGUGAUCGUGAAUAUAGCCUCGAUCGCAGGAUUAGUGCCCAUGGAAUCGACGCCCGUCUACGCUGCGACCAAAUUCGGGGUCGUCAGUUAUACUCAAUCGAUGGGCACCGAAUCGCACUACAAGAACUUCCCCGUCAGGUUGAUGGCCAUCUGCCCGAGUGCCACCGAUACACCGAUAGUCAAUAAUAUCAAUGAUUACUUCAAGAAUCUAAUCGACAUGAGCAAGAUGAAAAUGCAACCGCCCGAAGCAGUUGGAGAAGCCCUCGCAAAGGUCCUUGCCGAAGGGGAGAACGGAUCCGUUUGGGUAUCAAAGGACAACUUGCCAGCCAUCGAGUACAAAUAUAAAACCGAAAUACUGCCACUCGUCGAGAAGUACGUGUGGCUGUAAUUUAUGUAUUUGUGUGUUAUCACACAACAAUUAUUCCAUUAUUAUUGUUUUACACACGGUGAUGUGGAAAUUAAUUUGCAUAUACAAUAGAUGAGUUGCUAAAUUUGUUAUCUAUUUAAUGUAAAAUAUAACCAAGAGAAAAACAAAUAAAAAAUGCAGGUUUUAUUGCAUUAUUUAACGCAAAUCAUGAACACACAGUAUUAACAAGAAUUAGAUGUGGUAAUUGUGACCGCCACUCCACCUCAG